Messenger RNA from Oxyura jamaicensis (ruddy duck), 1511 nucleotides. It is a transcript of the gene ZCCHC17, whose product is annotated as zinc finger CCHC-type containing 17. Gene Ontology annotation, molecular function: RNA binding; zinc ion binding. The record is from RefSeq and is a predicted model, not a curated record. Lineage: Eukaryota; Metazoa; Chordata; Aves; Anseriformes; Anatidae. Bases 72 to 791 code for a protein of 239 amino acids. Gene Ontology annotation, biological process: RNA stabilization. The transcript is spliced from 7 exons.
UUCUCUUCAAGGUGUCGGGGUGAGCGUGUGGUGAGGCGAGCCGCGAGGCUGCGGAGAGCGCAGGCGGAGGGAUGGAGGCGCUGCCCGAGCUGUACGCCAUCUUCCAGGGAGAGGUGGCGUCUGUGACAGAGUAUGGGGCGUUUAUAAAAAUCCCGGGCUGCAGGAAGCAAGGCCUUGUUCAUAAGACUCACAUGUCUUCCUGCCGGGUGGAUAAGCCCUCGGAGAUGGUGGAUGUCGGAGACAAAGUAUGGGUGAAGCUUAUUGGAAAAGAGAUGAAGGAUGACAAACUGAAACUUUCCCUCUCCAUGAAGGUUGUUAACCAAGGCACAGGAAAAGACCUUGAUCCGAACAAUGUUGCCCUUGAUCAGGAUGAGAGGAAAAAACGCAUGUUCAGGGACUACACUAGCCAGAAGAUCACGCUUGAAGCUGUCUUGAACACUGUGUGUAAGAAAUGUGGCUGCAAAGGUCACUUUGCCAAGGAGUGCUUCAUGCAGCCUGGUGGAACCAAAUAUAGCCUGAUUCCAGAAGAGGAGGAAGAGGAGGUGACAGCAGCAGAAUGUGAAAGACACAAAAAGAGCAGCUUGACUGAUGAUUCUUCAAAGAAAAGGAAAAAGGAGAAGAAGAAGAAAAAGAAGCACAAGAGUAAGCAGUCCUCCGAGUCCGACUCGGACAGCUCUGACUCGGACAGCGAUGGGGCUCAGCCAGCCAGCAAGAGGGCCAAGCACUCGGGGAAGGCCAGCAAGACGCAGAAGAAGAAGAAGAAGAAGCAUAAGAAGAAGACCAAGGAGUGACCGGGCAGAUGGGGCACUGGUAUUGUGAAUCCCUUGAGAAUACUGUUGGGGGCAAGCAGGACUGAAUCAGUGUGCUCCUCGCACCGAGCCAAGGAGAUUCCUUCCUCCAAAAGUAACAUCCAGCCCGUGCUGCUAAAGCUGUUGAUGUCGCUGUAAGUUUUUCUGUUACCUUAGACGUGGGCUGCUGCUUUCUCCCACCAAGGCCCGUGGCCAUAUCUGCCCAAAUCGGCUAACUGCCCCCGAUCAGCAGCAGCUCUCCUGUUCUGUAGCCUCCUGUGCAGCCGGGUGAGCUGCUGCCGGGGCUGCCCUGAGCCGGUGUGACAUCAGCCAUGAUCCCGUUGCCUGUUCCAGGUGGAGCUGCGCUGCCUGGCCGUGCUCCCAGCCCUGCUGCACACGUGCUGCUGGCUCAGGGCAGCCGCGGGGACCGAUUGCAGCCCUGACCAAGGCCGUGCUGCGGAGCAGCUCAGGAAGGGCCCCGCUAUCUCUGCACUUGCCCCUUUCCCAGCUCAAGGCGUUGUUAACCCUGCCUGGAGGGGGUUGGUCCCUGACUCGGUGUUGGUACACAAACCCUCCCCCUGCCGCCUUCAUUUUGUCUGUAAAUAUUGAGAGUGGGAGAGUAAGAAGCAAAGUGGUGAGUGGAGAUAUUUUAAGUAAACAUUAACUGUGGUGUAUUUGCUGCCUCUGUAAAGGAUGGGAAAUAAAUCUCUCAGCCCUCAAGUU